AUGUCGGUGAGUGGGGAGCGGCUGCGGCAUCCGCUGGCGGAGCGCCUGAGUGCCGGGUUCGAGCACCGCUACGGGGACGGCUUCGUGGUGACGCGGCCCGGCGGCCUCGUCAUGCCCGCAGAGUUCCUGCUGGACGCUCAGCGCAUCCACGACUUCCCCGUCAGGCAGGACGACGUCUGGCUCGCCACAUUCCCCAAGUCAGGUACGACCUGGACGCAGGAGCUGGUGUGGCUUCUGAUGAACGACCUGGACUUCGAGACGGCUAAGGAGAUGUGCGUCACCAAACGGUUCCCGUACCUCGAGUCCCGUGUUUACUGUUGGCGGCAGGCACGUGAGCCUGGUGCCCGCGGCGGCCAGGCAGGGCGCGCCGGACACCAUCAGGCAGGCAGCGGACCAGCCGCCGCGGGCACCAGGCUCAUCAAGAGCCGCCUGCCGCCGGCGCUCCUCCCCAGGCAGCUGUGGACCGUCAAGCCCAAGAUCAUAUACGUCGCCAGAAGUCCGAAAGACGCCGCCACCUCGUUCUACUACCACAACUGCCUCAUCCACGGACUCAAACUCUCACUGGACGAGUUCCUCGAGUGUUUCCUCGCUGACUGUGUUCAAUUCACUCCCUACUGGACAAGCGUCCUGGAAUUUUGGAAACUGCGGAAUGAGCCGAAUAUCCUGUGGAACACCUAUGAAGAAAUGAAACAGGACCUGGGCGCCGUGAUCCGGAAGACGGCCGCCUUCCUGGACAAGGAGGUGACGGAGGAGCAGGUGCGGCAGCUGGAGCAGCACCUGAGCUUCAGCAGCAUGAGGGACAACCCGGCCACCAACUACGGCGGCGUCGUCGAGGCCUUCAUGCGCGAGGGGCAGGUGGGCGGCUCCAGGAGGCGCAUGUCGCCGGAGAUGGACCACCGCUUCGACCAGUGGAUCCGCGACCACGUGCGCGGCACCGGCUACUCGGGGCCCCUCUGA
Molecule: messenger RNA, 957 nt
Organism: Schistocerca piceifrons (Central American locust)
Lineage: Eukaryota; Metazoa; Arthropoda; Insecta; Orthoptera; Acrididae
Product: luciferin sulfotransferase-like
Exons: 7
Coding region: 1-957 (318 amino acids)
Biological process (GO): sulfation
Cellular component (GO): cytoplasm
Molecular function (GO): sulfotransferase activity
Source: RefSeq, a predicted model, not a curated record